This is a messenger RNA of Neolamprologus brichardi, 882 nucleotides long. The record is from RefSeq and is a predicted model, not a curated record. Lineage: Eukaryota; Metazoa; Chordata; Actinopteri; Cichliformes; Cichlidae.
GACACCUGAGGGGUAACAGCGGCCGAGAUGAAGCAUUUCCUGAGAGUUGUGACCCAGUUCUUUGUGUUCCUCUACUGCAAGUGUCUUUGGCGGGGCCUAAAGUUUGUUGUCAGGAAGUUUACAGGACGCUGCGAGCUGCAGCGAAUCUGCUACAACAACAAACAUGGAGCCCGCAGGACCCUCAAGAUAGAGUCAUCUCUGAGGUACUCCAAGAAUGAGCUGCUGCAGUCUGCCCUCAGCGUCCAUCCUGAUAAAGUGGAGAAAACCAUCGAUGACAUCAUGGCCUUGAAGAAAAUUAACCCUGACACCAACCCACAGCUCGGCAUCUCUCUGCAGGCCAGCCUGCUGCAGAUUGUGGGCUACAGGAGCCUGGUGGCAGAGGUGGAGAAGCUACGCAGGGAGCCUUAUGACUGCGAAAAUCCUGAGCAUGAGGAAAUGCUGAUGAAGCUAUGGAAAGAGCUGCGCCCUGACACACCUCUCACGGGUCGCAUAUCCAAACAGUGGUGUGAGAUUGGUUUCCAGGGCAGCGAUCCAAAGACUGAUUUCAGGGGCAUGGGACUGCUGGGCCUGCACAACCUGCUGUAUUUUGCUGAACACGACAAGGCUACCGCCCUGCAGAUGCUCCAUGAUUCCCUCCAACCAAAGCACAACGAGGUAAACAAGCCUGAAUGGGAACAGAAGAACCUUGACAAGGCGAUUGGGUAUUCCUUUGCCAUUGUGGGCAUCAACAUCACAGAUCUGGCCUACUCUCUGUUGGUGAGUGGAGCUCUGAAGACCCAUCUGUACAAUGUGGCUCCAGAGAUGCCCAGCCUGCUGCACUUCCAGCAGACCUUCUGUUACCUGAUGCAGGAGUUCCACCGCUUCUGGAUUGAGGAGGAUCCC